AUGGCGCUGCGAACAUCCCACACAGACCUCCUAAUAAUCGGCGCCGGCCCAGCAGGGCUGAUGGCCGCAUGCUGGGCCAGCCAGUUUCGCGGAAUGUCGACGAGGAUAAUUGACGAAAAGCCGCACCGAACAGAGACCGGUCAUGCAGACGGCAUCCACAGCCGCACGCUGGAGAUUUUUGAUAGUUUUGGCAUGGCGGAUCCGAUUCUGCGGAAGGGCGUGCGGGAGGUGGAGAUGAGUUAUUGGGCUGUGAAUAAGGAUACGGAAAACCUGGAGUGUCAGCACCGGGUGCAGUCCCAGCCUGAGGGCCUCUCGAGAUUCCCGCAGACAUUGCUGAAUCAGGGCGAGGUAGAGCAGGUUAUGCUUGAUUACUUGGAGGAGCGCGGACGGGUGCAGGUUGAAAGACAGAAGCGUGCAGACAGGAUAUACUUCACCGAUGAUGAUAAUGAUACUCACCCUGUAGUCGUGGAAACCAAGGCCCUGAAGGCAGAUCGCAUGAUGCAUUUACUUCGGCCGGAAGACCUCGAAGAACACGCUGCGCAAGUGACGGAGGCCAUCCACGCGCGGUAUAUCAUCGCGUGUGAUGGCGCAAAAAGUCUCGCUAGGGAACAGCUCGGCGUACAGCUGGAGGCUAGAUCGACAGAUUCAAUGUGGGGGGUCGUUGACAUCGUCCCGAUUACGGACUUUCCUGAUAUCCGUCAAUCUUGCGCCAUUCAUUCCGAUGAAUUCGGUAGCGUAAUGACAGCGCCCAGAGAGAACCACCUCGUUCGGUUUUAUAUUCAACUAAAGGGAGACUCGGGCCUGGAAAAGAAGGCUUUGAGUCAGUCGGACGAGACCCCAGAUGCAUUGAUCCAGCUCAUCCAACGUGCUUUACACCCGUAUAGCCUGACGUACAAAUAUUGCGACUGGUGGUCUUUAUAUCCUAUAAAGCAGUGCCUUGCCAAUCAGUUCCAAGUCAAGAAUCGUGCCUUCCUCGCAGGCGACGCGGCACAUACCCAUUCACCCAAAGCCGGCCAGGGUAUGAAUGUCUCUAUCCAAGAUACAUACAACCUCGUAUGGAAACUGGGUUCAGUAAUCACCGGAACCUUGGACUCAAAAGUCCUGCAGACGUAUCAGCUCGAACGACACCCGGUAGCCGAGGAGCUAAUGGCAAUGGAUUCUCGGCUAGUCCAUGCUUACGAGGACAGUAAAGCUUCUAUAAGCGAGGUCAGCAAAAUACGGGAGGAAUAUACCGGGUUCAUGUCUGGAGUUGAGGUAACGUACCAGCCGAAUGUGCUUGUUUCGAGUGGUGAGCGUGGUGAAUCGACAACAGCAACGAAUAUCAAACUAGGAAUGCGGUUUAGGACUGUUCCAGUUUUAAACCAGGCUUCUGCGUGCACGAUACAACUGACAGAGUUGUUGUCGAGCAACGGGGCGUGGAGGCUCCUGGUUUUCUCUGGUGACCUACAACAGAAAAAGAAUGUUGAUCGGUUGACCAAAUUUGCAGAGCAACCUGGAUUCCAAGAAUGGCAGCACCCAGUUGACGUGAUUCUGAUUCAUCCAGGCCCGAGAACGUCUGUCAACCUCUUAGAACUACCUGAGAUGUUCCAUCCAUUUGACAAGAAACUAGGAUGGGACUACGGCAGGGUCUUCGCCGACGACGGCGCGUAUGGAGGCGGCAACGGCCACGCGUAUGAAGAAUAUGGAAUCGACAGACACUCGGGCUGUCUUGCCCUAUGCCGUCCAGACCAGCAUGUCGCCUGGAUUGGAGGCUUGGAGCAGGCCUCUCGUUUAGACGCCUACUUCUCAGCGUUGCAUAGUCUAGACACGUUUGAUAAUUAA
Aspergillus puulaauensis is the source of this 1821-nucleotide messenger RNA. RefSeq lists its product as uncharacterized. The transcript is spliced from 5 exons. The record is from RefSeq and is a predicted model, not a curated record. Gene Ontology annotation, molecular function: FAD binding. Lineage: Eukaryota; Fungi; Ascomycota; Eurotiomycetes; Eurotiales; Aspergillaceae. The coding region runs from base 1 to 1821 and encodes 606 amino acids.